GCAUUUCUAAAACAUUUACAAUUAAUUGUGUAAGUCGUCGCCAAACUAACAAAUAAACAACAGCGAAAUAUGACUACAGCUGCGCGCCCCACAUUCGACCCCGCCCGAGGUGGCUCUGGGCGCGGCGAGAAGGAUUUGAGCGCUCUGAGCAAACAGUACUCUAGUCGCGAUUUGCCAGGCCACACCAAACUAAAGUACAGGGAGCCUGGACAGGGCACCACCGAGGAGAUCCGCAGCCGCGACUUCCGCAAGGAGCUGGAGGAGCGAGAGCGCGAGGCACGUCCUGGUGCCGCCUCGAGCAAGGCCCUGCCCUCGAUUGUGCGCAAGGCCAUUGAGGCAAACAAUGCCAGCGGCAGCACCAACAAGCGAGCGAAGGUGGACGGUCAGUCCCAGCUGCUGCUGCAGCAGCAACAACAGGCCAACAUCGAUGCGGACGAGGCCUUGGACAACGACAGCUCGGACUCGGACAGCGACUCGGACGACGAUGAUGCCGCCCUGCUGGCCGAGCUGCAGAAAAUUAAGCACGAGCGACUGCAGGAGACAGCCCGAAAAGAUGCCGAGAAAAGUCGCGAGGACGAACGUAUCCGCAUGGAGAACAUUCUCUCCGGAAAUCCCCUGAUUAACUACGAGCCGGGCACAGCUGCCUCCGCAGCCGGACGGGCCUCUGGCCUGGGCGGUGACCUCAAGAUCAAGCGCCGCUGGGACGACGAUGUCGUGUUCAAAAACUGCGCCCGAUCGGCGCCCGAGAAGAAAACCCACUUCGUCAACGACGCCUUGCGCUCUGAUUUCCACAAGAAGUUUAUGGACAAGUACAUUAAAUAGACGGACUAAGAAUUAAGAACCAUCCUAGGAUUUAAUUGAAAUUUAAGAAUGAAAUCUAUGUAACUUUCAGCUGCUUUCUGCUGCCAAUUAAUUAAACCCCACAUUUUGUAUACCUCUUA
Drosophila persimilis is the source of this 941-nucleotide messenger RNA. RefSeq names its product protein CWC15 homolog (gene c12.1). The coding region runs from base 70 to 822 and encodes 250 amino acids. The record is from RefSeq and is a predicted model, not a curated record. The transcript has 2 exons. Gene Ontology annotation, biological process: mRNA cis splicing, via spliceosome. Gene Ontology annotation, cellular component: catalytic step 2 spliceosome. Gene Ontology annotation, molecular function: RNA binding. Lineage: Eukaryota; Metazoa; Arthropoda; Insecta; Diptera; Drosophilidae.